This is a messenger RNA of Photinus pyralis (common eastern firefly), 3389 nucleotides long. RefSeq lists its product as uncharacterized. The record is from RefSeq and is a predicted model, not a curated record. Bases 1750 to 3318 code for a protein of 522 amino acids. Lineage: Eukaryota; Metazoa; Arthropoda; Insecta; Coleoptera; Lampyridae. The transcript is spliced from 6 exons.
AGUGCAUGAUUGAUUUUCAUUUUAUUUACGUGCAUCACUCACAAAAAAUGCGCCCUAAAGUACGAGAAGCGACGGACUUCAGGGAAUGUGGCCCGAAUUAUUGUUUUAUCGUAGAAGGGGAGGAAAUUUGCAUUAUUUUUCAAUUUAAAGCAUAAACCACCCUUGCUAAUUAAGUCCUUGAUUGAUUUUCAUUUAAUUACGUGCAUCACUCACACAAAAUGCUCCCUUAAGUACGAGAAGCGACGGACUUCAGGAAAUGUGGUGCGAAUUAUUGUUUUAUCGUAAAAGGGGGAAGAAAUUUGUAUUAUUUAUUAAUUUAAAGCAUAAACCACCCUUGCUAAUUAAGUCCCUGAUUGAUUUUUAUUUUAUUUACGUGCAUCACUCACACAAAAUGCACCCUUAAGUACGAGAAGCGACGGACUUCAGGAAAUGUGGUGGGAUUUAUUGUUUUAUCGUUAAAAGGGAAGGAAAUUUGUAUUAUUUUUCAAUUUACAGCAUAAACCACCCCUGCUUUUUAAGUCCGUGAUUGAUCUUCAUUUUAUUUAUUAUCACACACAAUGCGAUUGUUAGCUAGGAGAAGCGACGGAUUUGGGGAUUUUCCAGUAGUGGAGGUACAGCCUGCUCAAGACACUCGCUUUGACCGUGCGCAAUAGUCCGUCUAUUCGCGCGGCAGCCGGUAAUUGUACGACAUUACGCACACAUGCACUGAUUUGGGCACCAUGAUUACGGAAGCGCCCCAAGGGGAAUUGCACUCCUCAACGAUUCCUUGAUCGAUCAUAUCAUUCAAUUUCUUCCGGCAAUUUUUUUUGUUUUGCGCGCGGAAGGCGGAGGGUUGUUUCUUCCUGAUUUCGGUAGUCGGCUCUUUGAUGGUGGUCACUGUCGUUCGUGGAACUUCUUUUCGGACGCAAUGGUUGAGGAGUCGAUACGCCAUACUGACCUGGAAUGUCUCAUUCGGUCUCUCUUCACCAGGGAUCUUGACGACGAGGGCUCGCUUCUCACUGAUGAAGAGUUUGGUGGCUUGCUUCUCCCCCUGGUCGGACGCGAAGACAGUUCGCAGGUCUCUCUCAGCAAGGUAGUCACUUCUUCUCACGUGGUGACACAAUCUUUCAACCCUUGCCACCAGAUACCAGCGAUACCAUGCAAUAAUAAUGCACGGACGUCAUUGCUGUUGCCGCAGUACCUCGUUGGGCAUUUGGAGAAUCAUCACGUUUCAGUUUCUGGCACCAUCUUCAGCACGUGGCAUUUCAGUUUUUAGUGUCAUUUGUUUUCUGCAAUUGUGCGAAUUAAAAAUUGGCACCGGACCACUACUAUGUACCAAUGCCUUGCAUCUAAAAUAAUGACACAAACAUGCUCAUGCGUCAUCUCAGACCGGACAGCACUUUUGAUUACGCUUAAGGGAUCUCAACAUCGUAAUAAAACCGUUUAUUACUGCUGGGGCACGUGUUGAUAAAACGUGACGUAAAUCGGCCACAACUUGUUUUAAGAAUUUAAACGGAAAUACUUUAGAAUGUUAACAUUUUAAUGGCGCCUGGCAAACGUUCAAUGCAUACUUUGGGAGUAUAAAAAAAGGUUUUACGACCCAAGGAAUUUCCUAUUAAUAAUCUCGCGAACUUCGAAAUUUGCGAAUGCUUGUUUACAAAAGUGCCAAGUGCACAAUUCUGGAUAAUGCGUUCAGCUGGCCAAAUUUUGCACAUUUAGUUCAAUCACAAAGUGCUUUAAAUAGAAGUGCCAAUUUAUUUUGCAUCAAUUAUGUUCGCCAUUACCAUUGAUGAAGAUGUUCAAUUGGACGCAAUGCAACGCGCAUGGCAAUCCAAACGUGUCCCGUCGUUAUUUGAGGAACCCGCCGACUACCAAGAUCUUUUCUCCCCAUUGAAUCAGAACAAGAGUCGUUGUUCUUCGCCGGCUCCUCCCCUAAGCUGCUGUGACGCAACCGUCGAGCAUGACGUCGCCCAAGAUACGGUUCAAGAGGUUCUCUACGAGGAACCGCACGAAAAGUCCCAAACUCUGGACGCAUCGGUGCUGGGCGAUCUACCAGCGAGCUACAGUAUCCACGGCCUCAAGCCUCAUCAGCAGCCGGUCGUCGGGGUCUACAUCGACAGGCGCGUCUGUCCCGGUUUCAAGUAUAAGGUGCAACCGCUACCCGGCUCCAAGGAGGACGAUGGACUGCCGUACCUUUUCGAUGGGAAGGCGCUCACCCUGAAGAGUAUCGGUCGAGGCUACGCCCGACGCUUCACCUUCGAGUCCGAUAAGGGCAGGUUCAACAAUGAAAACUACUUCUGGAGCGAUAACAGGCCUGAGGGUUUCGGUUUUGAGUUAGAGUUGGUCUCUGACGGUGACAAAUUUACUGUGUUUGAUGCUAAUCACGAAGCACAAGGCACUUUGGAAAUUUUACGCAUAAAGGGCGCUCAGAUUGAACUUAGCAGCGAGGUUGUGCCUGAGGGUAUCAAGAAGAAGGCAAAAAUUAACUUCACUGGUAAGGUGGAGUUUUACGAGACCGGUGUUGCCAAACCUAUGCCGAUGUUCGGUGUUGCGACCUGCGUUAAGGCAAAGGACAAAUCCUCAGCCCAACUCAUUAAAAUUAGUAACGUUACCAUUAAACACCAUCGCUAUUAUUUGACGCCCGGCGUGAAUACGAUUCAUAGAAGGGUCACUGUUCGCGGUGACGAGAUCGGUGACAUAAAUACAAAGUACACCAUGACAGGUCUGGAGCAUUACGAAAUUCCAGUUGUAGGUACCUAUGUGGACCCGAGGGUUGUGCCCGGCUUCUGCUACAGAGUUCGCCCCAAUGACCGAAAGGACCACUUAUUCGACGGUCGCGCUCUUCGGUUGUGCAGCAUCGGAAUGGGUUACGCGAAGCGUUUGACUUUCGCUCCCGACUCGCUAGUCUCCCCCGACAAUUACUUAUGGUCCGACAGUCAUCCCGACGGGCUAGGACUGGAACCGAGAGCCGUACAUACGGGAAUGAAAUUUUCAAUUAUGGCCGGCGAUCAGCAGCUCGGCGAGGCGUCCGUUUUCAGAGCCGACGCGCCGCAACAAGAAGAAAGAAUGGAAAGGGUACCCACCCAUUCGGGCAAAUGUGCCAUUAUCAAGUAUAUACACAUAAACGUCACGUGCCACGUGAAGUUGGCGAACACGGGCGGCAGGUCGCCCGAAAGAGACGAAUAUCUGAUGAGGGUUUAUGGUUUGGCGGUGGUGCGAAAGGAUCCGAAUACUAGCAUCGCGUACGUCGAAAGGGUGGAAAAUGUAGGUUUAGAUUCACAAUUGAAUAUUUUAUUUGCCUGCACCCAUACUGAGCUAGUAUUUUAUCCUUUGCAUUAAGCGCCUGUCUAUUUUUAGUGUUAUUUUGAUUUUGUACUGAUUAGUAAGCAAUAAAAUACUUUUUUAACGAU